Messenger RNA from Solanum verrucosum, 558 nucleotides. RefSeq names its product probable E3 ubiquitin-protein ligase RHG1A. The record is from RefSeq and is a predicted model, not a curated record. NCBI's taxonomy places the organism in Eukaryota, Viridiplantae, Streptophyta, Magnoliopsida, Solanales, Solanaceae. Gene Ontology annotation, cellular component: nucleus. The coding region runs from base 1 to 558 and encodes 185 amino acids. Gene Ontology annotation, molecular function: ubiquitin protein ligase activity. The transcript has a single exon.
AUGAGUCACUCACAAUUUAUGUUUGUCAAUUCGCGUAGGAUUGGAAUGAGAAGUAGGCGAUCCCCCUAUUAUCAUUCUUCCAGAAGACGACAACACGAUCAUCCCUUCGUUUUGGGAUUACAAGCCACAAUUUCUCCACACAGUAACUCUCACAAUGGCGGAAUUACAAUUAUUAACGUCAGUAGUCGCGAUUUAGUGGAAAGGGCCUUAAUGCAGCAACAUGUACAAGACUAUUUCAAUGGCGGAUUAUCACCAAAUUCUUCAGAUGAUUCUCAACCAGCAAGUGAACUGUUUGAUGAUCAACGGGCUUACACAGAGGAGAAAGAGGAUGAUGCUAUAUUAUUGGGGUAUUUUAAAACAAGAAUUCAUUGUGUUGCUGAUGGUGUAAAUAAUCCCACAGAAACUAAAGAGAUUUGUGCCAUAUGUCAAGCAGAAUUUGAGCAUGAAGAGUCCAUUGGGACACUUGGGUGUGGUCACGAAUAUCAUACGGGCUGCAUCAAACAAUGGCUGUUGAGGAAAAAAGAUUGUCCCAUGUGUCGAGCUUCUGUUUUGCCCUGA